Prorocentrum cordatum is the source of this 597-nucleotide messenger RNA. Lineage: Eukaryota; Dinophyceae; Prorocentrales; Prorocentraceae. The record is from the annotation of a GenBank genome assembly.
AUGAAAUCAGGGAAUGGAGGGCGUUGGGAUUGGCCAUCCAGGCGGAAAGACGGAGAACAGGGCGUCCUGAUAAUUUUGCCGAGCGCCCAGAUUGUCGCUUUCAUGGGCCAUCCGUUCACGUGCCAUAACUUGUGCAGCCACCGGACUGACGCCGGGCCGUGGGGGGCGAGGGACCUGGGGCCGAAAGAGCGGGAGACCGUCACCACUGAAAUCGUGCCCUCAGGAAUAGGAAGGGUGGAGGAGGGCUACGGGCAGGAUGAGGGCAGGAGGCGCCCGAUGCCCCGCCCCGACACGUCGACGCAGGCAGGCUUCGGCGAGCAUACUGCGGGGCAGGCGCACUUCAAGCACCUGAGGUGGCUGCAGGAGGUGUGCUCGCGAGACGUCAACACCUACUGGCAGAAGCUGUGCGUCCCCGGCGGCGGCUACAGGUUCAACCACGCCACUGGUGAGCUGCAGGUGUGCAGGGUCAAUCCAGGCGAAAGUUUGCCAGUGGACCCGGCCGAGCAGAAGGCCCCCCCCCUGGAGUCGCCGCUGCUCUCCGGCGCCGCGCCGAUGCCCAUGCUGACGGCGGGGCCGGCCAGCCCCUGCUUCCCUCAG